CAAAUAAUGAUUCCCAAUUUAUUGCGAAUUUCAUUGCUCUGAGUAUUCAAUAAAAAAGUUUCAAUGAUUAGAAUCAGGAAAUUCUAGAUUUAUCAUAGAUUACCUUGGAAAGAUACUGUAGCUUUUAUUGUGUGAAAUAUUUUAUGACGUGACCAUAAAAUUAAUUUGUAACCAUGCCUGAAUUAAUCAAUUGAGGUGCCCACUUAUAGUGAUAAAGGCAUCAUGAAAAUUACAAGAUCAUCAAGUUAUCCAAACAGGAUUUGGCUCACCAUCUGCCAUCGAAGAAAGAAGUAUUUUGUCCUCAAAAUCGUUCUUUUUAUCACUUCCAUAUGGUUGAUCAUCGCGUCUUUCGUUCGAUUCAUCAAACUUUUCCACCAAGAAAUUGACGAAAGCCUAAUAAACUUCGAUUAUGAUUUUAUCGAUAGAGAUGAUGCUCAGUCACGGGACAAUUAUAAGUCGAUUUUCUUAGACGUACCUCAUUACAAAGAAAUGAAUCAAAGUUCUCUGGAGUUGCCAGGCUUCGGCGAUCCUGGAGAGUAUGGAGAACCAGUUACAUUGGUCAAUCUCAGUUCAAAAGAAAAAGAACUUGAGGCUGAUGGAUGGGAAAAACAUGCUUUUAACGAACAUGUUAGUAACAUAAUUUCUUUGCAUCGUCGAUUACCCGAUGUUAGACCUAGAGGGUGUAGAAAUGAGAAAUACAGUCCAAAUCUUCCAAAGACGAGUGUCAUUAUUUGCUUUCAUAACGAAGCUUGGAGUGUACUUCUGAGAACUAUUCAUAGUGUUCUUGAUCGUUCUCCGUCGCACCUCAUUCAAGAAAUUAUACUUAUUGAUGAUUUCUCUAAUCUCCCUCAUUUAGAUCAACAGUUGGAAAAUUAUGUUUCAAGUUUGAAAAAAGUGAAAAUUUUGAGAGCCAAGAAAAGAGAAGGUUUGAUUCGUUCUCGCCUAAUGGGAGUAUCAGUCGCUAAAGCUCCAAUACUUACAUUUCUAGAUUCUCAUUGUGAGUGUGCUCCAGGAUGGUUAGAGCCACUCCUACAACGAAUUUACGACGAUUGGAUGACUGUUGUCUGUCCAGUGAUUGAUACCAUUAAUGACGAAACAUUUAGGUACGAAUUCCGUGAAUCAGAAGAAUACGGUGUCGGUGGCUUCAACUGGGAUUUAGAUUUUGAUUGGAGAACUGUACCUGAAGAGGAAAUGCUAAGAAGAAAUAAUCACUGGGAACCAGUUAGGUCACCAACAAUGCCCGGUGGAAUCUUUUCUAUCAGCAAAAAGUUUUUCUACAAGCUUGGAAAAUACGAUGAAGGAUUUGAAAUUUGGGGUGCUGAAAAUUUAGAACUAUCUUUUAAGACUUGGAUGUGCGGCGGAAUUCUGGAAAUUCUGCCUUGCUCUCGUGUUGGUCACGUGUUUCGAGCAAGAAGUCCUUAUGAAUGGAAACCUGGUGAAAAUGUAUUUGAAAGAAAUACCAUUCGCUUAGCAGAAGUUUGGCUGGAUGAAUAUAAGCAUUAUUUCUAUAGAAGAAUAGGAGUUGAUACCGAAACAUUGAUUAAACAGGAAAGAUAUGGAGAUGUUACAUCUCGCAAAGAGUUAAGAAAGAAGUUAAAUUGCAAAUCUUUCGAUUGGUAUCUGAAAAAUAUUUAUCCUGAACAAUAUAUACCAAACAAUACAGUCGCUGAAGGCGAGAUUAGAAACUUGGGUCUUGAUGGUGAUAGUUGCUUGGAUGGUCCAUCCAAGGUUGAACAUCUUGGCAAGCAUUUACAGAUGUCUGAAUGUCACUCAGAGGGUGAAAAUCAGUACUUUAUUUUUACCACUUCUGGAGAAAUACGAAGAGAUCAGGCAUGCUUGGAUUAUGCUGGAGAUGACAUAAGCUUCUUUUUCUGCCAUGGUGAUAAAGGAAAUCAACUUUGGCUAUAUGAUAUAGAUACUCAAAAUAUCAAGCAUGCAACCAGUGAAAAGUGUCUGGAAAUGACAGAGAACAAAAAGAAUGUGACAAUGGAAAUAUGCAGUGAGAGUCAAAGGCAGAGGUGGAAUCUGCAAAAUUUUGAUCCAUUAAAACUAAGGCAGAAUUUAUGAUAUUAGCAUUUUUCUGCAUUAGUUUUACUACUAAAUUUUAUUACUGCACUUCAUUUAAACCUAGAUUUUCCCCGAAAUUAUGUAAUCCACACCAUAAAAAAAAAUCUCUUAGAGAUAUAUCUGUGCUCCUUUUCAUAAAUAGUUUUCAAUAAGAAUAACUUUCAAUCAAGUAAAAAACAUGUUUAAGUCACAAAAAUGCUUUCUAGUGUUGCAUCUAAUUCAAACGUUAUGUUAUUUAUGUUAACGUUGUGCUUAUUUAUGUUUGGCAGCAAUGGCAUUUAAACUCAUGCAUUAACUUUAAUUUUUAAAAUAUAUUUAACAAUAAAUUUUGAAAUGAUAUGCAAA
Molecule: messenger RNA, 2412 nt
Organism: Parasteatoda tepidariorum (common house spider)
Lineage: Eukaryota; Metazoa; Arthropoda; Arachnida; Araneae; Theridiidae
Product: putative polypeptide N-acetylgalactosaminyltransferase 9
Biological process (GO): protein O-linked glycosylation
Cellular component (GO): Golgi apparatus
Molecular function (GO): polypeptide N-acetylgalactosaminyltransferase activity
Source: RefSeq, a predicted model, not a curated record